AGGGUACGGCUCUAACAUCCUGGAUAACCUCCUGUCCCGGAUGGAGCAGUACGCCAACAACCUGGAGGAGCUGGUGGAGGAGAGGACGGCGGCGUACCACGAGGAGAAACGCAAGGCGGAGACGCUGCUCUACCAGAUACUACCUCACUCAGUUGCCGAGCAACUGAAGCGUGGCGAGACGGUCCAGGCCGAAGCCUUCGACUCCGUCACCAUUUACUUCAGUGACAUCAUCGGCUUCACCGCCCUAUCAGCAGAGAGCACGCCGCUGGAGGUGGUGACGUUGUUGAACGAUCUCUACACCUGCUUCGACGCCAUCAUCGACAACUUUGAUGUGUACAAGGUGGAGACCAUCGGCGACGCCUACAUGGUGGUGUCGGGGCUGCCGGUGCGGAACGGGAACCUCCACGCGGGCGAGGUGGCCCGGAUGUCCCUCGCCCUGCUGGACGCCGUCAGGACCUUCAGGAUCAGACACCGAGCCAAUCAGCAGCUGCUGCUCCGCAUCGGGAUACACACCG
Messenger RNA from Etheostoma cragini (Arkansas darter), 515 nucleotides. Its product is annotated as atrial natriuretic peptide receptor 1-like. Gene Ontology annotation, molecular function: guanylate cyclase activity; peptide receptor activity. Gene Ontology annotation, biological process: cGMP biosynthetic process; receptor guanylyl cyclase signaling pathway; intracellular signal transduction. The record is from RefSeq and is a predicted model, not a curated record. Lineage: Eukaryota; Metazoa; Chordata; Actinopteri; Perciformes; Percidae. The transcript is spliced from 4 exons. The annotation marks the transcript as partial.